GGCAGGGUUGAAGGAGCCGGGCAGGGCUGAGGCUGUGAGGGUGCCGGGCAGGACUUGAGGGCGGGAGGAGCGUGAGGGGCCAGGCAGGGUCGAGGAUGUGAAGGGGCCAGGCUGGGCAGGGCUGAGCCGAGCCGAGCCGAGCUGAGUGAGGGGCCAGGCAAGGCUGAAGGGGCUGGGCAGGUCUUGAGGGGCGUGAGGGGGCCGAACGCGGCUCCUGCGCCUUUGUGGCGCUGUCCCCGCCGCUGUGUGUUUUGUCGCGCUGUGUCGCGGCGUGGUGGCGGAGCAGCUCAUCCCGCUGCUCUUCUCAUCCAGACACGGCUCCGUCCUGUGGGCUCUGCCGCCGCCUCCCUCCCGAGAUCCCGCUGCUUUGGGGUCACUGCUGCCAGCUGUCGUUAGUCUUUAAUGAAUUAAGAGCUCUCUAAGAUUAGACACGAGGGUUUUUUUUCUCCUGUAGGCUCUGAGUGCAGAGGGCUGUGGCAAUUGCCGGUGAAAAAUCCUUUUUAUUCUUGACCAAGGUGGCUGUAGCUCUCAGGGGAAAGACCCUUCAGGUGGGCUUUCGGUUCUACAAAAGCCUCUCCCAGGCUGGCUCCAGGCAUCAGAGGAAGGAGAACACGGUGUUAUUUUGGUUGAAGUGCUCAGCUUCAAGACUUCACUUUGUUCCUCACAGCUUGGAGGGGUAUGAAGGCAAUUGGAAAAGUGCUUUGUGCUACAGGAGUUGUAGCUGGGCUCAUAGCUUUCUUCUGGAAAGACGACUUUAACCCAGAGAGCCUGUCUGGUGCCCGUGUUCUCGUGACUGGAGCCAGUGCUGGGAUUGGAGAGCAGAUAGCAUAUCACUAUGCCAGAUUUGGUGCUGAGAUUGUGUUGACUGCCAGGAGGGAAGCUGUGCUGCAGAAGGUGAUGGAGAAAUGCCUGACACUCGGAGCAAAGAAAACAUUUUACAUCCCUGCAGAUAUGUCUUCCCCUUCAGAGCCUGAAAGGGUGGUGCAGUUUGCUGUCCAAAAGCUGGGGGGCCUGGAUUACCUGGUGCUGAACCACAUCGGCACCAACCGCUUCCAGGAGUGGGCUGGGGAUGUGGAGUACACGCGCUGGCUGCUGCAGGUGAAUUUUUUGAGUUAUGUGGCUCUUGCAACAGCAGCUCUUCCCACCCUGGAGAAGAACAGAGGUGCUCUGGUGGUUGUUUCAUCCCUCACAGGGAAAUUGCCCACUCCCUUCACCACUUCUUACUCUGCCACCAAGUUUGCCCUGGAUGGAUUCUUCAGCUCGCUGCGCCACGAGCUCAUCAUGCGGAGCAGAGAUGUGUCAGUCACCCUGUGCAUCCUGGGCCUGAUUGACACCGAGUCAGCACUGGAGUACACCAGGGGCAAAGUGCUGCUCAGCGCCUCCCCCGCUCCCGAGGCCGCGCUCGCCAUCGUCCGGGGCGGAGCCGCUCGGGCACCCGAGAUUUUCUACCCGCGGUGGCUGCGGCCGCUCUGCUGCCUCUGGGCUCUGUUCCCCAGCAGCGGGAACCAGGUGCUGCGGACUUUCUAUAACUACAGCAGCCCCUGAGGGGUGCCCAGUCUCGUCCUACAGCCCUGUAAUCCCAUUCCUGCCAUCCCACUAAGCACUGCUGUCAAUCAGGAGCAGGGCAGCAGCGCUGGCAAAAUCCCAUUUUCCUAACGUGACUCGUGGUCUCUCAUCCUGCUUCAACCAUGGUUCUGCUGCUGCUACCCAUCAGUCAGAGAUUUCUCCCAACUCUGCCUCAGCCUUCCUCCCAUCUCCCUCCUCCUUCAGCCUCACCUGUGUGCUCUGACUGCAUCCAGCCCCAGUUUAACCCCUGUGUGUCUGCACAGGAUGUCCUGGAAUGGCUGCACGUCCUCCUCCACUUCAUUUUGGAUCCCAUGAACCCUCUUGCUUCCUCUAAGUAGAAUUUUUAUCUCUAUUUUAAUUAAACAAGUUUUUAAUGUC
Melospiza georgiana is the source of this 1944-nucleotide messenger RNA. RefSeq names its product hydroxysteroid 11-beta dehydrogenase 1 like (gene HSD11B1L). The transcript is spliced from 7 exons. Bases 679 to 1545 code for a protein of 288 amino acids. Gene Ontology annotation, molecular function: oxidoreductase activity. NCBI's taxonomy places the organism in Eukaryota, Metazoa, Chordata, Aves, Passeriformes, Passerellidae. The record is from RefSeq and is a predicted model, not a curated record. Gene Ontology annotation, cellular component: intracellular membrane-bounded organelle.